AUGGGUUCCCCAGAUGUCGAAAAGCCGGACGGCUUGACCGCUGCUGUCAAGAUCCCUCAACUAAGCCCCGAUCCGCUUACCGGCCCCAUUCCGGCGGCGGCAGCCCCUCUUCGACCCGUGGCUGCAGCAGAUGACGAGGUGAUGGAGAUGCCAACAUGGAAGAAAUGGGUAACGCUUGCGGUGGUUUGCUGGAUGGCCCUGCCCGUCACCUUCUCUGGUAGCUCCAUCUUGACAGCGACUUCCGAGGUUGCUGCCGACUUCAACGUCUCAACGCAUGCCAUUACCACAGCUAAUGCUGGCGUCUUCAUUGCCAUGGCUAUGUCUGCCUUGAUAUGGCUACCGACGAGUAAUAUCCUUGGUCGCAGAACGACUUAUCUCGUAGCCAACUGCCUUUUGACCUUGUGUUCGAUAGGAUCGGCGCUCUCAAAUAGCUUUGCCUGCUUCACAGCGAUUUGGGUCAUCGGAGGAACAACUGGUCCAUUCUUCCUAGUUGCAGGGCAAACCAUCUUGGCAGAUAUCUUUGAGCCUACAACUCGCGGAACUGCAGUGGGUUGUUUCUUGGGCAGCUGUGUGGCGGCAAACGCAAUUGCGCCGUUGACGGGAGCCGUCAUCGUGACCUUCACCAGUUGGCGAGUCAUCUAUGGGGUCCAGGCUGGCAUGACCUUUCUCGGUCUCAUCAUGGCCUUCUUCUUCGUGCCAAAAGCGAGCCAGCUGGCGCAUCUCAAGAUCGCCGUCGCAGAGAGAACUCCUAUUCGGUCUUUGGGCGACUUGGGCCACGCGUUCAAUCCGAUGGGCGUUCUCCGCCAGUUCAAGUAUCCCAACAUCGUUGCGGCGAAUUUCGCCUGUGGACUCCUGGGAUUCAACCAGUACGGCCUUUUGAGUUCCAUACGACGAGUCAUCAACCCUCGAUUCGGCCUUACUACGCCUCUUAUCAGUGGACUUUUCUAUCUUGCCCCCGGAGCGGGCUUUCUAAUGGGAAGCACGAUCGGCGGCAGAGUCUCAGACCACACCGUUAAGCGAUACAUCCGGAAGCGUAAUGGUCUCCGUUUGCCCCAGGAUAGACUCAAGAGCAGCUUGCCAGCAAUUUUCUUCGUUCUCCCUGCCGGUACUCUGGUUUACGGGUGGAGCGUGCAAAAGGAAGUCGGCGGAAUCGCUUUGCCCAUCGUCAGCUGCUUCUUUGAGGGUCUCGGCCUCAUGUGGUCUUUUAGCGGUCUGAACACAUACUCCGCCGAGGCAAUGCCGGAACGCAGGACAGCUGUCAUCAGUAGUAAAUACAUCGUUCAGUACAGUUUCGGAGCUGGCAGCGUGGGCGGUUUGGUGCCAAUGAUCGACGCCAUUGGGGUCGGCUGGUCUUUCACCAUCACCGCAACCUCUGCACUCCUCGCCGGCGUUUUGGUCCUGGGUAUUUCCAAAUUUGCAUCGAGGGCUCAAAAUUGGGUGGAGAAAAGCAACAGUGACGAUUCAGAAUAG
This is a messenger RNA of Colletotrichum abscissum, 1470 nucleotides long. Its product is annotated as major facilitator superfamily transporter. Lineage: Eukaryota; Fungi; Ascomycota; Sordariomycetes; Glomerellales; Glomerellaceae. Gene Ontology annotation, biological process: transmembrane transport. The transcript is spliced from 6 exons. Bases 1 to 1470 code for a protein of 489 amino acids. Gene Ontology annotation, molecular function: transmembrane transporter activity. The record is from RefSeq and is a predicted model, not a curated record. Gene Ontology annotation, cellular component: plasma membrane.